Molecule: messenger RNA, 1500 nt
Organism: Prorocentrum cordatum
Lineage: Eukaryota; Dinophyceae; Prorocentrales; Prorocentraceae
Source: the annotation of a GenBank genome assembly
CAUGUCAGCGCGUCCCGAGCGGCUGAUGCACGGCAGCUGGCGCACACCGUUUGGUCGUGCGCGCGCAGCGCGAGUCCCGGCGGUGCCCUGCAGAGCGCGGUGUCGUCGCUGUCGGGCGCCAGUCUGCGCGACAUUCGCUCGGGGCACCUUGCGGGCCUCGCAUGGGCUUUGGCCACCCUGGCGCUGCGCGACCAGCCUCUCCUCGCAGGUCUGGCGCCACGCGCGACCGCGGCGAGUGGCGACCUGAGCCCGAAGGGCCUGGCUGUCACCUCGUGGUCGUUCGCCGUCCUGAGGUUCGCGCACUGGCCGCUCAGUCAGGCAAUUGCCGACGAGGCGAUCCCGAAGAUAGCGCAGUUCGCACCACCGCACCUGUCCAACACUGCAUGGUCUUAUAAUGCUCGACUGAAGUUCAAGCACGUUCCUUUGAGUAAGGCCAUUGCGGCCGCUGUCGUCCGCCGCGGUGCCGAGUUCCGCAUCAGCGAGCUUUCGAGCACGGCUUGGGCGUUCGCCGCGCUCGGCUUUCUCGACCGCCCCCUCCUGGCUGCUGUCUCGGCGCAGACGAUCGAAAGAGUUCCCACAGGCCCGUUCAAGCCGCAGGACCUCAGCAAUACCUCCUGGGCUUUCGCUAAGCUUGGCGUCCAAGACCCUGCGCUGCUCGACGCGAUUGCCACGGCGGCGAUUGCCACCAUCGGAGAGUUUGGAGAGCAGCACAUUGCCAAUACUGCGUGGGCAUGUGCCUCGCUGCGGUGGCGUCACUUGCCAUUGCUUGAGUCGCUAUCCACGGCCGCGCGCGGCCGCAUUGGCAGGUUCCUCACGCAGCAGAUUGCGAACACGUCGUGGGCGUUCGCCCACCUGCGAUUGCCUGACCUGCCGCUGCUGGACGCGAUAUCCUGUGCGUCGAUGGCGAGGCUUUGCGACUUCGCGCACCAGGAGCUGGCGAAUACCGCAUGGGCGUUCUCGGAGUUGAGCUAUCACAAUGCACCGUUCCUUGCUGCCAUCACCACCGCUGCCACUGCAAGCAUUCGCAACGCCGAUGCACAAGGAAUCGCUGCUCUUCUGGACGCAGGCGUGCACAGCCAAGAGCUGGAGGGCAUGCUGGACAAGUCUGUUGGCCUCCUUCUGCAAGCAGCCCCCUCCUCAGCAGCCGAGUGGCGAUGCGCGUCGCCGAGCUUGCUAACGGUUGUGCGCGCAGACAAUUUGGGUGCGAUUGGGACGGCGAAGUUGCUGAGCGCGUGGCGUCUGGGCGCGGCUGGGGACGAGCUCUGCGGACGCGCCCGCGCAGCCGCGGGCGAAGCGGCGGGCGCUUGGGCGUACUUGGAGUGCGACGUUCAGUGGCCGCCACAGCGCUCUGUGAGGCGUUGCCGCGAGCGCUGGCUUUGCGAGCCCGCCAGCGCCGUGGCCGAUCAGGCAGAGUCGAGCUCUUCGCCUCCCAGACGCCGUGCCUCUCCUGCGUCGCGGCGAUCCGGCAGUUCCAGCUGCUCUUCCCGCGCGUCGCGCUGA